Messenger RNA from Paramecium octaurelia, 3249 nucleotides. The record is from the annotation of a GenBank genome assembly. Lineage: Eukaryota; Ciliophora; Oligohymenophorea; Peniculida; Parameciidae.
AUGAGCAAGGUUCAAUUCAUGGAUCAAUUAUUAAGGGAUUUCAGAGAAGUCAGUGCUGUUCAAAAUAAGUCAUCUGUUAAUGAGUCCUUUUUGAAAGAGGAAAGCACUGGCCCAUAAAUAAUACUAACUAAUAAUAAGAAUCGAUUGAAGUUAAAGGAAUACAGCAAAAAGCUAAGCCAUUACAAAUAAGAAAUGGUUAACAUAUCAAAUCAGAUUGAUUUGGAAUAUGCAAGGUUCAAAGAAUCCAAAAUAUCUAUGGCCACAAUCAUAACAAGAGAGAUUAAUAAAUUAUAAAAACAAGAUGAAGAUUAAAUUAAGGAAAUGUUAACUUUUGUAAGAAAAUUGAUAGAAUUCAAUCAGAAGAUUACACUUGAAAUUGAAAAUGUGUUUGAAAAGUAUUAUUACUCAAUAUCAAUUUAGUCAAUAAACCGUGUCUGUUUAAGAGGUAGAGGCUGCUGCUCAAGUGUUCUAAGAAGUAGAACAAUAAGUGCUCGCUUUGAAAGAGAAGAGAUUAGAUCUUGGGUCUAUGGACUUUAAGCUAUUGUCCAUGAGUGAGUAUAAUAGAAUGACCCUACAAUUACAGGAAUAGAAACUUAAUUCCUACGAAUAAUAAAAUAAUCUAUUUAAAAAUGAGUAGAAGAUUAAUUUGAUGUUGAGUCAAUAAUUAGAAGAAAAAAAUUAAAUCAUACAAUAGUUACAGAACAAUUCUUCAUGGGAAUAAUGGAGAGAUCUUGAAUAGUUGAUAUUCAAUCAAUUAGAGAGGUUUCGAAUUCCUUAACCUAAAUCAAAUGGAAAUUUAUUUAAUUAUGUAUUCGAUCAUUUGGAUUAAAUGCUUUAUAAUCAAGAAUGUGAAAUUAAAGACUUACAAAAUUAGAUUUUCAAAUAUUAGAAAGAAAUUGAUGAAAUAAAAUAGGAAAACGAAAUUAUUAUUAAGGAAAAUAAACAGAUCUAAAACUAAGUCAAAUAAAGAAUCGAUGAGAAGCAUCACGAAAAGUUGCAACUCUAAGAUGAAAUGAAGAAUAUUCUCAAUAACAGCAUUGAAAUUGAAAAAGAAAAUUAAGUAUACAACAAUCAAUUGCAAAUGUAUACUCAUCAAAUUAAACAACUCCAAAAGAGCAAUACGAAUUUGUAUAAGGAAUUACAGAAAUAUAAGAAUGAUGUUGAUGAACUAAAUGACAUCAGAAUUAAAUUAGAGGAUCAAUGCGAAAAACAUUUAUCAAUCAUUGAAAGACUCAAUAAAUAAAAUAAUGAAUUAGAAUCAAUCUUGUACUAGUCCAAAAAUGAUGAAAGUGAUGAAAUCAAAUAAUACAUUCAAUUAUCCAAAUCUCAAUCAAGUAGGAUUUAACAAUUAGAAACUGAAUUAAAUUCUACUUAAUUGUAGCAUUCAAAACUAUAAGAUUAAUAAAAGGAAUAAGAUGAUUUGUUGAAAUAAUUAAGAGAUUAAGUUUAAGAUCUUCAAAAAUAAAUUAGCUGUCAAGAAACAGAAAUUAAGAAAUAAUUAAAGUUAAAUGAUGUAUUAUAAAAAUAAUUGAAAGAAAGUUAUGAACUUAGUAAUACGUAAAAUUCUGAACUAAGAGAAAUUGAUGAGGAAAUUAAAUAUUAAAUAAAAUACAAUGAAAUAUAAAAAGAAUAUAAAGAAUAUAAAGUGUAAACAGAAAACAGAUUAAAAAAAGUACUAACAUAGUCUUAAGAAUUAUAAUAAAAAGUUUAGAUAUAAGAAUAGGAAAAACUGUUGGAGAGUCAUAAAAUGAUUGAAAAAGAAACAACUCUGAAGAGUGAGAAUCAAAUUUUAAAUCAAAAACUCGAUUUGCUAUAAGAGUAAUUGAAAUAGUAGGAAAUUAAUUAUCUGAAUGAAAUUAAAGUUACCAAACUAGCAUUAGAUUAAACAUAGUUAUAAUAUCAAUAACAAAAUUAAUUAUUUGACAAGUUAAAACUUUAAGCCUCUCAAUUAGAAUAAGUAAUUAUUAUUUUAAUUUUAGGCUGUGUUGGAAAAAGAAGCUCUGAUUUAGGAACUUUAAUAAGAAUUAGACAGUAAUUCAGCUUAAUAUGAAUAAUAAGUCAAUGAAGUCCAAUUAGAAUACAAUUCAAUUAUUGAAGUAAGAUAGUUAUAAUAAACUUAGGAAAAAUAAUCGCAAAAUUAAUAACUUUAAUAGACCGUUUCUAAUCAAAAGCAUGAGAUUAUGCUUUUAUAAAGAUAAAUUGAUUAGUUAGAAUUUUAGAAACAAUAGGACUUAUUAUAAUACAAAAUUGAAAAUGAUAAAAAGUCUCUUCAAUUUGCAAAAGAAUUAGAGUAGGUCAAGGACGUCUUAAAUUCCUCUAUGAGCUUUUAGUAAAUAAAAGAAAGUGAAAAAUCCUUUUAGAAAAAAAUGUAACAAGUGUAGGAAUCAUCAAAUAAAUCAAUAGUUCAAACAUAAUAAAAAUAUGAAUAAAUUAUUUAAGACUUAGUUUAAUAAUAUGAUAAAUAGAUAAAUUAUCUGCAAGACUAAUUAAACCUUUAGAAUAGGUUGGAUUAUUAAUAAACUCGCAAUAGUUAAAAACCUCCAAGAGCCUAACAUAAGAGUCCUAAUUGUUAUACAAACUCUCCAGCUUCCUCCAUAUAAUAAAGUUUCUAUAGAGAAGUGGCUAAAUUCUCAAAAGACUUAGAUGAUUCUUAAGAGUCAAAUACUCAAAAAAGGCCAACUGGGAUUAUUAAAAAAAACAAACAUAUAUUUAUUGAGGAUGAUAAUAAUACUAGUUAGGAAUAAGCUUCUUCCGUUUAAAACUAUAGCAGUUCUGGAAGAGUAUAAAUAACUGAUCACGCUGUUCAAACAGAGUAAUAAAAUGAAGAUAUUUUCCCUCCUUUCGAUCAUAGAAUAUGUUUAAGGUGUAAGAAAAAUGAUAUGAUUGCUCCAAACUUUUGUAAAUUCAAGGAAGUGAAUCAGUUUACAGACCUAAGCAAUGUAAUUCAUAUUAAUAUUCCAAUAGAGUUAAGGAAGUGCAAGUAGAUUAAAAUCUUCGAGAGUUUUAAAAGAACAUAUAUAUGGAAGUAAUUUAAGUUGGAGAUAAAGGGAAACUAAUUCAGUCACUAAGUCAAACUAUUUUUCAAUUGGAGAAAAGACUUCUUAAGGAGUGAAUACAAUUUUAAGUUUAGUAAAUAUUGAAAGUACUCAAUUCAAAAGAGCUUCUAGUUAAAGAAGAAAUAAACGAAACUCAGAAAGUUUGUCAAUCUCUUUUAGUUCUAAAAUGGAUACAAACAGAAGUAAUUAAUGA